GAUAAGUUCUGUUAUUUUAUUAAAAUUCAAGAACUGUGUUGGCAGAGUAUAGCACUGCUCUGCCUUCCCACUUUGGCCCAACUGUGAAUGGGCAUGAUAUUUGCCAAUCGCUUAAUUUCUUGAGUUUUUGAAAUGCUACAUCUAAAAUGCUACGUUCACAAGGGCUGGCUGAAGGAGAGUCCUUUUAGAACAGGAGCUCUAGUGAGGUUGCAAGAUGACAGAAAUGGGGUUCAAGACAGGACAACACAUUGGCAGAAUAACACACUGCUAUCAGUUUAUUCUUUCCAUUGCUAAAAUGAUUCACUUCACAGGUGAGGCACUUGGAGCCAUGUUAUCAUGCUGGGUACUUGAUAAACAAUGUUUCCUGAGGCUUAAGCAAGAUCCUGGGAACUGAGGAGCUGUGGAACCUUGAGCUGUGGAGAUAAUGUCCUGGGGAAGGUAUAAAUAAGGGGAGAUAUCCUCAGAAAGUCCUAUUUCAACGGACAAGUCCAUCGACAAAGACACCAUGAAAUUCCUUUUGAUCUUUGCUUUCCUGGGAGCAGCAGCUGCCGCCCCCUUUGACGAUGAUGACAAGAUUGUCGGAGGAUAUACCUGCCAGGAAGGCUCUGUCCCCUACCAGGUGUCACUGAAUUCUGGCUACCACUUCUGCGGAGGCUCCCUCAUCAGUGACCAAUGGGUUGUGUCAGCUGCUCAUUGUUACAAAAGCCGCAUCCAAGUGAGGCUUGGAGAGCACAACAUUGAGGAAAUUGAAGGAGGCGAGCAAUUCAUCAACUCUGAAAAAGUCAUUCGGCAUCCAAAAUACAACUCUUGGCUCUUGGAUAAUGAUAUUAUGCUCAUCAAACUGGCCUCCACAGCUGAACUGAACGCUCGUACUGACACCAUCCAACUGCCCUCUGGGUGUGCAGCUGCUGGUACUGACUGCCUGAUCUCAGGGUGGGGCAACACACUCAGCAGUGGCGUCAACUAUCCUGACCUUCUGCAGUGCCUGAAUGCUCCAAUUCUAAGUGAUGCUGAAUGUGAAGAGUCAUACCCAGGGCAGAUCACUAACAAUAUGAUCUGUGUUGGAUAUUUAGAGGGUGGCAAAGACUCCUGCCAGGGAGAUUCUGGUGGCCCAGUGGUAUGCAAUGGGGAGCUCCAGGGUGUCGUUUCAUGGGGAAUUGGUUGUGCUCAGGCUGGUUACCCUGGGGUCUACACCAAGGUCUGCAACUAUGUCGACUGGAUCCAUGAAACAGUUGCAGCUAACUGAAACAGCUAUUUCUCCUCUGGUUUCAACAUUCUUCAUCUCAUCUAAUCCAUCUUAAU
Molecule: messenger RNA, 1302 nt
Organism: Hemicordylus capensis (graceful crag lizard)
Lineage: Eukaryota; Metazoa; Chordata; Lepidosauria; Squamata; Cordylidae
Product: anionic trypsin-like
Exons: 5
Coding region: 506-1246 (246 amino acids)
Biological process (GO): proteolysis
Molecular function (GO): serine-type endopeptidase activity
Source: RefSeq, a predicted model, not a curated record